This is a messenger RNA of Oldenlandia corymbosa var. corymbosa, 4081 nucleotides long. The record is from the annotation of a GenBank genome assembly. NCBI's taxonomy places the organism in Eukaryota, Viridiplantae, Streptophyta, Magnoliopsida, Gentianales, Rubiaceae.
GAAUAAUAAUAAAUUACAAAAGGCCAAAUGCCAGAAAAUAACAAAGAAAAAAAGGCGCUUUGAUUAAAAAUUGAAGGCGUGUUUAAAGGCAAAGGUAGGCCAAAAAGUGUUUAGUGUCAGUCGCUUAUUCUUCCACCGCCGGCGUUCAGCUCUCACCGUCGGCCGCCGUCUGCGCAACCCUUCCGCUAUCAGACGUUUCCCUCGUUUCAUCUUUGCAGAUCUGGUUUGAUCUUAUUCAAAAGCUUGCUGGAGGCUUUGGAUGUUGUACUGGGCUCAAGUAUUUUGGGGCUGUCAGCUGGAAAGGUUCUCUGUCAAUUUAUUUUUUCCAAAGUUUUUGAGUUUUUCGAACGAAUUAUGAGUAUCUUGAGCACGGAGAGCUGUAUUGAAGUGUAUUAAUAUUGGUUUGGGCUGGUGGUUGUUAGUUGGGUUUUGGGUGGGUUUUUCUUCUUUAUGUAUCCCAGACUGGUGUUUGGAUGAGCUGGGAUUUUUGGAACUGCCAGAGGAAGAAAAGAUUCAGUUUUUAGUGUAUCCCAUUUCUAAUUAUUUGGCUGUUGUUGAUCUUCAUUCGACUAAGAUUUUGCUUAUUUUGGGAUUUUAUUUAGUGGGAGUGUGGUUGGAGUUGUUUCAGAUUACAAUCUGGGUAGGGAAAAUGUUGGAUAAAGGGGCUGAACGGUUGAUGUCUGCUAGAAAAUCUCUGAGGCUUAGUUUAGAUAAAUCUAGAACUCUUGGGUCAUCUCUUGAGAGUAUUGGGCCUAGACUAGCUGAGAUUAAUCACAGAUUGCCCUCACUAGAAGCUGCCGUGCGACCGAUUCGAGCUCCAAGGGACGCCCUCUCUGCUGUUGGAGGUCAUAUAAAUCGCGCUGUUGUCCCAGCCACUGCAGUUCUUAAGGUUUUUGAUGCAAUCCAUGGCUUGGAGAAGUCCUUGUUUAAUCCCCAAUCGGAUCUUCCAGGUUACCUUGGCGUGCUUAAAAGGCUUGAGGAGGCAUUGAGGUUUCUUGGGGAAAAUUGUGGAAUGGCUAUCCAGUGGUUAGCUGAUAUUGUGGAGUAUUUGGAGGAUCAUAAAGUUGCCGACGGUCGGUUCAUUGCAAAUUUGAAGAUGGCUCUGGAGCAUCUAAGGGAACUGCAUGUAAAUGAGGAAAAAGGUUGUCUUGAUGGUGGGCUUCUUGAGGCUGCUUUGGACAGAUUAGAGAAUGAGUUUCGUCGGCUCUUGACCGAAAACAGUGUGCCAUUACCGAUGUCUUCAUCACCCUUGCCUGGAGAGCAAGCAUGCAUUGCACCUUCUCCAUUGCCCGUGGCUGUCAUUCAGAAGUUGCAGGCUAUCCUUGGUAGGUUAAUUGUUAAUAACAGACUUGAAAAAUGCAUAUCAAUUUACAUUGAAGUUCGUAGUUUGAAUGUUCGAGCUAGUUUACGAGCACUUAAUUUGGAUUACCUUGAGAUAUCUGUAUCGGAGUUCAAUGAUGUGUUAAGCAUAGAGGGACACAUAGCUCAAUGGGGCAAGCAUUUGGAGUUUGCUGUCAAACACCUGUUUGAGGCAGAAUAUAAACUGUGUAAUGAUGUGUUUGAGAGAUUGGGUUUGGAUGUUUGGAUGAGAUGCUUUGCGAAGAUUGCAGCCCAGGCUGGUAUUCUUGCAUUUCUUCAAUUUGGGAAAACUGUUACAGAGAGUAAGAAGGAUCCUAUAAAGCUAUUGAAACUGUUGGAUAUAUUUGCAUCUUUGAACAAGCUAAGAUUAGAUUUCAACAGGCUUUUUGGCGGAGAAGCCUGUGCCGAAAUCCAAAAUUUGACAAGGGAUCUCAUCAAGAGUUUGAUUGAAGGGUCUUGCGAGAUCUUUUGGGAACUUUCUGUUCAGGUUGAAUUACAGAGGCAAAUGCCACCACCUCCUGAUGGCAGUGUCCCAAAACUGGUCGUUUUUAUUGCUGAUUAUUGCAACAAGCUGCUUGGAGAUGAUUACAGGCCAAUUCUGACUCAAGUUCUAGUUAUUGAAAGAAGUUGGAAGCACAAAAAGUUUCAGGAGAGGCUUGUUACUGAUGAACUGCUCAAUUUAAUGAGAGCCGUUGAGUUGAAUCUGGAAAAAUGGUCAAAAGGUUAUGAGGACACAGUCUUGUCAUACAUUUUUCUUAUGAAUAAUCAUUGGCAUUUGUACAAGCACCUGAAAGGCACAAAGUUGGGGAGUCUGUUGGGAGAUUCCUGGUUAAGAGAACAUGAACAGUACAAGGACUUUUAUUCUGCACAUUUUUUGAGAGAAAGCUGGGGAAAGCUUCCUACCCUGUUAAGCAGGGAAGGUCUCAUCUUGUUUUCUGGAGGACGAGCCACCGCCCGUGAUCUUGUCAAGAAAAGAUUGAAAGCUUUCAAUGAGGCUUUUGAUGAAAUGUAUAAGAAACAGUCCAACUGGGUUAUUUUGGACAGAGAUCUGCGGGAAAAGACGUGCCAAGUGAUUGUUCAGGCAAUUGUGCCUGUUUAUCGCAGUUACAUGCAGAACUAUGGCCCUUUAGUGGAGCAGGAUGGAAGUGCCAGCAAAUAUGCAAAGUAUACAGCUCCAUCCUUGGAAAAAAUGCUAAAUUCUUUGUUUCAGCCAAAGCCUAUCAGACAUGGAAGCUUCAAAGUCAGGCAACCUAGCGGGAAAUUCAACACCGGGGCGACAGAUCAAUCACACAGCCCUUCACCAACUGCGAAGUGAUUUCGCAGCUAUGAUUCAUGGAAGUUCCAUGUUUAGCCUGAUUUGAGUUCUGUUUCAUCCUUUGACGCAAUUGUUGUUCAUGUUUCGGUGCUGUAAAAGGAAACAUGGAGUGAAGGAGGAUGGAACAUGAUCUGAAACUGCUGAAGACUUCAACAUACACUGAUCGCACGGGUUCGAUUUCAGCUUCUUCGAGACUUUAAGAGGGCACUUUAUUGAUUGACUUCUGGUACCAUCACCCAUUCAUUCGAACAGUAGAGGUACAAAAUCAACUUCCUGUAUAAUAACUGUCCAAUUAUUUGGUAUGAAGUGCUUUGGUGCUUUGCUCCCGGCAACAUUAAAUUUGUCAGACAGUUCCGUGAAGAAAGAAAUUUUAGAUGUUAUAAAAAGGAUGCACAGGUCUUCUUGGAUGUAGUUCCCAUGCAAUCACUGAUGUUAGAUCAUUGGGAGCAAUUUUUGAGAAUAAUAAAUUAUUUAACGAAAUUUAUUAUUAGUAUUAUUAUUUUAAUUUUUACGGUGUCUGGUUUAAGUGAUUAUAGUUACCCUAUCUUUCCUUUUCAAUAAUGGCUAUAUUACUCGUACUUUGAUGCUCUGCCUUUAGAUCAUUCAAGAUUGAAUUAAUGAGGUACUUUCACUGAGUUAUACUCGAAGCAUUUGCCUACAACAUAGAGAGUAGAGACAGUGUUUUGCUUGUCGGGAACGUCCACUCCUCCCUCUUCACUAUUUUCUGUGGUGGUUCUGUUUAGUUCUAUUGUUCAGAUUUAAAUUGUGCAUAAGAGUACAUUCCUAGGGAACUGUUUAGAUGUUUAUGCUGGUAGAUUUAGAUGGUUUCCUUGGCCUUAGUCCAAGGUCAGUCAGUGUUUGUUGAAGAUUAUUGUGAAUUCCAUUUGAAUUCUUGCUUUAAUGCGAAAAGUUGUUUUAAAUUCGUUCUCCUUUGUUCUCUUUCAAUCGAUCACGAAUCAAGUCUUCUUGGUGAGACUGUUUUUGAAUAUUGGAAAAGGAUUAAGAAGUUGUUAAUGAUGAGCUCAGUUUGUGUGGUUGAAUGUUUAUAUUACAAGCCAUCCUUAACAUCCUAGCUCCUUCAUCAGUUUUUAAAUUUAUGGGAACCAAAACUCUGUCCAAGAAAGACGGUUCUGUGGAUUAGUGUUGAAUUUCUUCAAGAGGAGGACAACAAAUUGCGGUUUUCUUUUACCACCGACCCGAACCAGUAGUCCAAAUGCAAUAAGUUUUAAAAGGAGACACGUCUGAAGUCAAACAAAACAACUGCAAAGUAAAACCCCCUCCAGUUCAGUUUCUUACUGGUUUAGAAUUGUACAGCUCUUCUGUUCUGCUUCUUUCUUCACCAAAUCGCCGGUGGCAGAGGUCAGGUGAUUUUCAUUAUUUCUUCCAAACUCUCUUUUGUAUCUUGGG